AUGUUUGGGACCCAAGGGACACGUAAGAAGUUGGCAUGGCGCAUUGGACUGAAACAACCAUUGCGCAUGAAACUGUCAGCACUUCCAAUGGCCGGCAUAUUUGACUCUUCGGCCCUUUCUGAUCAUAUCUAUUUCCCCUUUGAUAGCUUCAGAUUAUCCAUGGUGCUGGUAUUUUUAUGUCUAGUCAUGACCCAAAUUGCUUAUUUGCAACAUGCCUCUGCAAAUUUUUACAGCGAGUUUGAUAUCACCUGGGGUAAUGACAACGCCAAGAUCCUUGACAACGGCCAGCAAUUGCAGCUUACUCUCGAACAGUCCUCAGGUAUAGGUUAUGUCCAAUCGAAGAAUGAAUAUCUGUUUGCAAAAAUUGAUAUGCAAAUCAAGUUGGUGCCUGGCAACUCGGCAGGCACUGUAACUGCUUACUAUCUUUCAUCUCAGGGAGAUAAGCAUGACGAGAUAGACUUUGAGUUUCUGGGAAACCUGUCCGGAGAUCCCUAUAUUAUGCACACUAAUUUGUUCUCUCAAGGCCAAGGCAAUCGUGAGCAGCAAUUUUACCUCUGGUUUGAUCCCACUGCAGACUUCCACACUUAUUCUGUGCUCUGGAAUCCUCAACAAAUUGUAUUUUCUGUGGAUGGAACUCCGGUGAGAGUGUUCAAGAACAAGGAGAAUUUGGGUGUGGCGUAUCCCAAGAAUCAGGCCAUGCGAAUAUAUUCGAGUCUGUGGAAUGGAGACGAUUGGGCAACUAGAGGGGGCCUCGUGAAGAUCGACUGGAGCAAAUCUCCCUUCGUUGCUUCUUACCAAAAUUUUAAAGUUGAAAUGUGCACUUCUUCCUCUGAUUGCUCUGCAAAUUCAUGGUAUAGUACAGAAGCAUUGGAUUCAAAUGACCAGCAGAAGCUUGAAUGGGCCCGCAAGAAUUACAUGAUAUAUGAUUACUGUUCGGAUACCAAAAGGUUUCCACAGGGCCUUCCAGCUGAAUGCACCACUUAAACAUCACAUUGAAUCCGAAUGCUGAAUUAAUCCACUGUAGACUCCAGAACAGGAAAAUUUCUCACCGUUCUUUAAUUUUUUAUUACUCUUACAAUCUCAUUCAUUCAAAAUCUGGACAAUUUCAA
Messenger RNA from Cryptomeria japonica (Japanese cedar), 1109 nucleotides. Its product is annotated as xyloglucan endotransglucosylase/hydrolase protein 24. The transcript is spliced from 5 exons. Lineage: Eukaryota; Viridiplantae; Streptophyta; Pinopsida; Cupressales; Cupressaceae. Gene Ontology annotation, molecular function: hydrolase activity, hydrolyzing O-glycosyl compounds; xyloglucan:xyloglucosyl transferase activity. Bases 1 to 984 code for a protein of 327 amino acids. Gene Ontology annotation, cellular component: apoplast; cell wall. Gene Ontology annotation, biological process: cell wall biogenesis; xyloglucan metabolic process. The record is from RefSeq and is a predicted model, not a curated record.